Phyllopteryx taeniolatus (common seadragon) is the source of this 4091-nucleotide messenger RNA. Its product is annotated as sodium/calcium exchanger 1-like. Bases 201 to 3257 code for a protein of 1018 amino acids. The record is from RefSeq and is a predicted model, not a curated record. Gene Ontology annotation, biological process: calcium ion import across plasma membrane; cell communication; sodium ion transmembrane transport. The transcript is spliced from 9 exons. Gene Ontology annotation, cellular component: sarcolemma; postsynapse; axon. Gene Ontology annotation, molecular function: calcium:sodium antiporter activity. NCBI's taxonomy places the organism in Eukaryota, Metazoa, Chordata, Actinopteri, Syngnathiformes, Syngnathidae.
AGUGUGAUGAGUCAUUGCUGCGUCCGUUUUCUUCAGCUUGUCGCCUUCGUCACAUAUUGUCUUCAUCUAUGACAACUCCGCUCAUGGUUUUGUGAAAGUUGUUUUGUUUUAUUUUUUUUGCAUUUUUACUUUUGUUUAGCUUUUUCAACAAAAAUCCUGAAAGAUUUGGAAGGCUAGCAGAGGAGCGCUAACGUCUCGCCAUGCACCGAGCCGGAACGUCAUCAUCACUUGUUUUGUUGAGCCUCAUGUUGGCUAAAGUUGUGUCAGUGGGGGCCGUCGCCGCCUCCUGGAACAACACGCUGCACAACAACAGUAAAUGUGGCGGCAGCGCCGACUGCAAGGACGGCGUCAUCUUGUCGCAGUGGCGGCCGAAGGACCCCGGCCUCCCGGACCGCAUAGCCAGGGCCACCAUUUAUUUUGUGGGCUUGGCGUACAUGUUUCUGGGUGUUUCCAUCAUUGCCGACCGCUUUAUGGCGUCCAUCGAGGUCAUCACAUCCCAGGAGCGACAGAUCACUGUAAAAAAAGCCAACGGGACGAAGUUCACAACCACCGUGCGCAUCUGGAACGAGACCGUGUCUAACCUGACUCUCAUGGCGCUGGGUUCGUCCGCUCCGGAAAUCCUGCUCUCUGUCGUCGAGAUUUGCGGUCAUAACUUUGACGCCGGCGAACUGGGGCCCAACACCAUCGUGGGAAGCGCCGCCUUUAACAUGUUCGUCAUCAUCGGCCUUUGCGUUUAUGUCAUUCCCGACGGAGAGACCCGCAGGGUCAAGCACCUCCGAGUUUUUUUCGUCACGGCCACCUGGAGCGUCUUUGCCUACACGUGGCUCUACCUCAUCCUGGCCUACUUCUCUCCGGGCAUCGUGGAGAUUUGGGAGGGGCUCCUGACCCUCUUCUUCUUUCCCGUUUGUGUCAGCUUUGCGUACGUGGCUGACCGGCGCCUCCUGUUCUACAAGUACGUGUACAAGCGUUACCGAGCUGGGAAGCGCAGGGGGGUGAUCAUCGAAACCGAGGGUGAGCCGGAGCUUCCCUCCAAAGCCAACGUCAAAAAACCGGCCUGCGACCGGGAGCCGUUUGAUGCCGAGCUGGGCGUUGAGGUGCCAGCAGAAGACGGCCAGGCGGGGAUGGCGAAGGAGUUGAAACUGAAGUAUCCCGAUAAGGAGACGCAGCAGCUAAUGAAGCUAGCCACCUGCCGCGGUUUAACACAGCAGGAGAAGAGUUGUGCGUUCUACUGCUGCCAUGCCUCGCAGAUCACGACAGGGACCGACAGCAUCCCGAAAAAGGAGUGGGCCGCCGACCUCAACCAGAGAGUCACUCGGUGCGAAUUAACAUCUCAGAUGUCAGAAAAUGACCGGUCCGCUAAGGUGUUCUUCCAGCCAGCGGUCUACCAGUGCUUAGAGAACUGCGGCAGCGUUGCGCUGAAUUUGUGUCGAGGAGGAGAUCUGAGCACAACCGUUGCUGUCGACUUUCAGACGCAAGAUGGCACCGCUAAAGCCGGUUCAGACUUUGGCUUCACAAAGGGAACGGUGGUGUUCAGAGCCGGCGAGACACAAAAGGAAAUCCGAAUCAACAUCAUCGACGAUGACAUCUUUGAGGAGGAGGAGCACUUCCUGGUCCACUUGAGCGGCGUGAGGGUCCUGUCCGCCGCCAGCGGAGCGGCGACGGACAGCGACAGCCCAGCGGGUUUGGGUUUGCUCUGCACAGCCACAGUCACCAUCUUUGACGACGACCACGCGGGCAUCUUCACCUUCGAGGAGCCCACGGUGACCGUGAGUGAGAGCGUCGGCGUGAUGGAGGUCAGAGUGGUCCGGACCGCGGGGGCUCGGGGAGCUGUGGCCGUGCCGUACAGAACCAUCGAGGGGACCGCCAAAGGUGGCGGUGAAGACUUCGAAGACACUCACGGUGUCCUGGAGUUUGACAACGAUGAGAUCUGUAAAACGCUGCAAAUCAACAUCAUCGAUGACGAAGAGUACGAGAAGAACAAAAGCUUUUUGGUGCAGAUGGACGAGCCGCGACUUCUGGAGAUGAGCCAAAGGAAAGCUGUGCUGCUUCGAGAAGUUGGUGGAUUCAUGCGAACAGACAAGCAAUUGUUCGGUAAGAGCGCUUUCAACCCUGGCUGCUUGGUAGCGGCCCCCGGACCGGCCGCAACGCUACAUGAACCUGACUCCUUUUUCUCUUCCUUUUUAUCACAACAUCCUCACCUUUUCUCACUUCCUUGUCACCAUCGGACAGGCAAAGACGUCUACAGAAAGCUACAACCGCAAGAACAACCGAACCCCUCUUCCAUUGUUAGCAUCUCAGGUACAGCAUUUCCUGCUGCAUGUCCCCCGGCAUGUCCAUCCCUCCGGGGACUUUUCAGUGCACAUGUGUGUCUGUCAGAGGGAGCUGAGGACUUGGGGACAAAGGAGGAAGAGGAGCGGCGCGUCGCACGGAUGGGUCGACCGAUGUUGGGCGAACACGUCAAACUGGAAGUCGUCAUUGAGGAGUCGUACGAGUUUAAGAGCGCAGUGGACAAGGUGCUGAAGAAGACAAGACUGGCCGUGCUGGUGGAAACGACGUCGUGGCGAGAACAAUUUGUGGAGGCCAUCACAGUCAGCGCAGGCGGCGGCGACAACGACGACAGCGGCAGUGGAGGUGGAAAGAAGUUGCCCUCCGCUCUGGACUACGUCCUGCAUUUCCUGACCGUCUUCUGGAAGCUUCUGUUCGUGUUGGUCCCACCCACUGACUACUGGAACGGCUGGGCGUGCUUCGUGGUCUCGAUCGUGGUUAUCGGCAUCCUGACGGCGGUCAUCGGGGACCUGGCAUCGCACUUCGGCUGCACGGUGGGUCUGAAGGACUCGGUCACAGCUGUGGUGUUUGUUGCACUGGGCACAUCAGUACCUGAUACCUUCGCUAGCAAGGCGGCCGCCAGCCAGGACCAGUACGCCGACGCCUCUAUCGGCAAUGUGACGGGAAGCAAUGCCGUCAACGUGUUCCUGGGCAUCGGUGUGGCCUGGUCCAUCGCUGCCAUUUAUCACUACUCCAAAAACCAGGUGUUCAGGGUGGACCCGGGAACGCUAGCUUUCUCAGUCACCCUCUUCACCAUCUUCGCCUUCAUCUGCAUCGCCGUCCUCAUGUACCGGCGCCGACCCGAGAUCGGUGGAGAACUGGGCGGACCGCCGCUCGCUAAGACGGCGACUGCCGGCUUGUUCUUCAGCCUGUGGUUGAUGUACAUCUUCCUGUCCUCGCUCGAGGCCUACUGCCACAUCCGCGGCUUCUGACGCUGCCUUCGGCUGUUUGUACAUCCUGAGGUAUCGGACCAUCGUCACGUGGACUCCAAACAAGUCGGGUCCCAUCACCUUCGCCUUUUUUGAUUCCUGUUCCCACAUGCACGCACCUCUCUUGUCGGAAUGAUAUCAUGUCUGCAGCAAGAAGGCCACCUCCAGGAACACACGGACGGACGGACGUUGAUCCACGGAAAUGACGCCACAAUGGAAGAACGUUCUUCCGUCUUCAUUCAUGUGGAAUUCUGGUGGUUUUUCCAAAUUAUGCAUCUGCCUCACAGUUCUGAGGACCAGGGUUCAAAUCCGGCUAUGUGGAGUUUGCAUGUUCUCCCCGUGCCUGCGUGGGUUUUCUCCGGGCACUCCAGUUUCCUCCCACAUCCCCCCCCCAGAAAAACAUGCAUGCUAGGGUAAUUGAAGUCUCUAAAUUGCCCCUAAGUGUGAAUGUGAGUGCGAAUGAUUGUUUGUUUAUGUGUGCCCUGCGAUUGGCUGGCAACCAGUUCGGGGUGUACCCCGCCUCCUGCCCGAUGAUAGCUGGGAUAGGCUCCAGCACUCCCGCGACCCUUCCGAGGAUAAGCGGCUCAGAAAAUGGAUGGAUGGAUGGAUGGAUGGAUGGAUAAAAUCAUGAUUAACUCGUAAUCAUCCAUCCACAAAAUUAAUGUAAACACGUUUGUCAUUUCAAUUUACUGGAUAAAUGUUGGCACUUUUUUUUUUUUUUUUUUUUUUGAAAGAGACCUUUUCACAUGCCCAUCCAUGUCAAGCGCAAGAGCAAUCAAUCAUUUUUUUGUGUUGAUUUGAUUUGUGGUCAAAUAAUAAAUCAGUAUUCAAUUUGUA